CGGAGAGCGGACACCGCGCACCCCUAAACACCACCCGACACGAUACGAAAACUUUUCAAAUACAAUUCGAAUAUUUUUAAUCCACUUUAAAAAUCUUAAAAAAGUUUUUUUUUUUAAUAUCAAGUUGAGUAUAGUGGCAUCAGGGGUGUCGUCGGUUGAGUCAGCAGUGGACCAGGCGAAGACAUACAAUCACAUUUAGUAGCAAAAUGAAAUUGUUUAUUUUCAUUGAAGUAAGAGGAGUGUUUUAAACAUGGAAGCGGCACUACCACAUUUUCAUCGGUUGUCGACGUCUCGUUUCUACCACCAAUAUGCCGCGCCGCCUGUCCGCAUCUCCAGCAACUAUCUUCACGAACUCCUGCCGCAGCAACAUCCGAGCAUUCUUCAACAAUAUUUGGCGUAUUACAACGAACCAUUAGUCCCACUCGAUCUAUCUCUAAAAUCAACUUCUCCAAUUACCCCACCUUGCACUCCUCCGCCGUCACAGAAGCGAAAAUCUCCAGAUGUACAAAACAACACGCACUCUCCGAAAAUAUUUAGACACUUUGAAGAGAGCAACUCAAAAGAUGAAGUUGAUAAGAACCUAAAACGCAAAUGCGACGAUGACAAUUCUAACGACAGCGAUAGUCCUGAGGCAAAGAAACUAAAAUUCACCAAACAAUUUUUCGAUGAAUUACGCACAUGUCUGCCAGCAGAACAAGCUUCGCCAAAAAGCGGCAGGAGUUCGCCGGAUAUUGUUGAAAUAAGAGACGUCGAAGAGCGGCCAAAGAAAUCACUAAAACCUACGCAACCGAUGAAAAAGAGCAAAGCAGUUAGAAGGUUAAUGUUCGAUGAGGAUAAAACAUCGCCCGUGUCUGGCACCAUCAUACGAGACUUGGCAGAAGAUGAAACACUAGUUGUUCGAAAGGGUGACAUAGAUCCGGCGUUUAACGUAGUGGAAGUGACAGACGAAGCGAAGGCCCUCAUAGCAAGCAUAGAGAACCGGCUCGGCCGCUACAUCUGUCGUCUCUGCCGGCGACUGUACGGCGAUGCGUUUGCUCUGGCGCAGCACAGGUGCUCCAGGAUCGUACAUAUUGAAUACCGUUGUCCGGAGUGUGAUAAGGUAUUCAAUUGUCCUGCAAACCUGGCAUCCCACCGUCGUUGGCAUAAGCCUCGUGUGGCGGGCGCCACCAAGCGCCGCGAGCCUGCCACCGACGGCCGCUUCCCGUGCCACCGCUGCGGCAAAAUGUUCCGAAGACAGGCGUAUCUACGCAAACAUCUGCUAGCACACGAACAGCCUGAUGAAGUGGAGAAAGAACCCUCCGCAUUCCGACAGGUCCAUGUGGAUUAUCCGACAUAUCAGCCGGAAUGCCGUGACAACAAUUAUAACACGUUCUGGAACAAGAUCCCUGCGCCGCAGACGGAAGUGUCCUGGGAAGAUGUGCAGGCUCGGUGCGCGUCUCCUUGCUCCUCGGAAGAUUCCAGAAGCCUUGACGUCACGGGCUCGGAAGACGAAGGCGGGGGAGAGGACGGCUGACGACGCGUGCUGCGGCCCGUGCCGCGCUUCCCCUACCCCGUGCCCAAUACUCUCUACCCAUAUUCACAUCCCUAUGGACACGACCGUAUGUACUUCUCUUAGUUUUAUAGUACAUUUAAAUUAACACUUAAAUUCUAUCUAAAACAAUAGCAAUCAAACUAUUUAACUAAAGGGCCGGUUUUAAUGAUAUUUCAUUUAUAUUUAGGAAUAGUAUAGGAGAUAAAGUUUUUAAAAUUUCUCGGAGAGUAAGUACCUUCUUAAAACGUGAACUUUCCUGCAAGUCUGGUCGCUUCACUAUUAUCUGUAUAUAUUUUAAAUCUGUGUAGAUUAUUAGAGACUCUGUAUAAUUAUUUAAAUAGUAAUUUAGUUUUCGAUAAUUGUAAAUAUGUAGCUCCUACAGCAACAUUCCAAAUUUAUUCUAAUACGAAAUAUGUCAAACGUUUUUCGUGUU
Papilio polytes (common Mormon) is the source of this 1964-nucleotide messenger RNA. Its product is annotated as zinc finger protein 675-like. Gene Ontology annotation, molecular function: DNA-binding transcription repressor activity, RNA polymerase II-specific; RNA polymerase II cis-regulatory region sequence-specific DNA binding. NCBI's taxonomy places the organism in Eukaryota, Metazoa, Arthropoda, Insecta, Lepidoptera, Papilionidae. The record is from RefSeq and is a predicted model, not a curated record. Gene Ontology annotation, cellular component: nucleus; transcription repressor complex. Gene Ontology annotation, biological process: regulation of cell cycle process; neuron differentiation; negative regulation of transcription by RNA polymerase II. The transcript is spliced from 5 exons. The coding region runs from base 251 to 1513 and encodes 420 amino acids.